UCAGAGAUCAUUUUCAUCAAAUUGUUCAAAACUCAAAGCAUCGAUUUGAUGCCAUUUGCGCUCCUGCUUGUCGUAGACAUUCCCCAAUCGGUCACCGUCGUCCCGAUCCACCAGUCUGAAUGGAAGAAGGUAAGAGGAAGUUGGCGAUGAAGAGAAAGAGAGAGAGCACAGGUGGUGGAAAAGACAGACUGAGUGAGUUGCCUGACUCUGUAUUGGUCCACAUAAUGGAAUUGAUGGAGACAAGAAAUGCAGUUCAGACUUGUGUACUCUCUCAGCGUUGGAAGAACCUUUGGAGACGUAUGACUCGUCUCUCUUUCAACCACCCUAGAACAUUUUCCAGAUAUCACAAUUUUGUGUCUCAUGUUCUUUCUGGACGAGACCAUUCUGUUUCCCUAAUUGAUCUUCUUUUUGUGGUCCUUCAUUCAACUUCGGCCACACUCUUGCAUGACGUCAUCAGUUAUGCUGUGUCGCACAAUGUGCAGCAGUUGACAAUCUAUAUAGAUACAUUGGAUUGCAUUAACGGUGCCACACCCUCCUUUCAGCUUUCCAAAACUCCUUUUGUCCCUCUCCUUUUUCCCUCUCCAUCUUUGACUUCUCUUAAGCUUUCCAGUGUGUUCAUUGGAUAUUCUUUGGAACUUCCAAAAUCUCUACUACUACCAUCUUUGAAAACCUUGCAUCUCACAAAUGUUCACUUUACUGCUAGUGACCACAACAACAACUUUGUUGAGCCCUUUUCUACUUGUCACAUGUUGAAUACUUUGGUCAUUCAAUAUUGCUUUAUGCACACUUCUGCACAAGUCCUCUCCAUAUCCAAUUCUAACCUUUCUUCUUUGACCCUUGACACCUUUCAAGAACACAUUGUGCUUUCUACUCCGAAUCUCACUUCUCUUACAAUCAGGGAUGGUUUCCAUUUUACUCUUCUCCAACUCUCCUCCACUUGUGAUCUUUCACUUCUUAAAGAGGCGGAUAUUGAGACCCGUGUUGAUAUACAUUAUUCAGUCAUCAUUACCUGGCUGCGACUUAUGACUAAUGUUAAGAUGCUCACAAUCUCUUCUGCUACCCUUAAGGCAAUACUAAAUGACCUAUCAGAUCCUGCUGCAGCGACUGUUCAACCUCCAUGCUUUGGUAGAUUGGAGUCAUUGAAAGUGAAAAUGCAUCCACAUGUAAACAUAUCUAAGGAAGAAGUAAGUAGGACAUUGGAGCACUUACUUGUGAACUCUCCUCCACCGACCAGAGUUUAUCUCAUAAAUGUAUCCCUAUCCCAUCAAGAACUAGUUAGGUAUGCUUGAAGGAAAUGAAACAUUGGGGAAGAUGAAGAGAAAGAUGGAAGAGUUACAGAGGACAAGGACAGGAUCAAUGAUAAGUAACUUUGUUGUGCUCCACAUAAUGAAAUUUAUGAACACCAAAAGUGCUGUUCAUACUUUUAUGUCUUGGCUAUAGAUGGAAAGAAUUUGGGAUAUAUUUCAUUAAACUCGUAGAAUUUGUAUCUUUUGUAUCUUGAUUUGAGGCAUAAAAUUUGGAUUGAACAAACUCCUGGAUUAGCUCAUGGGAUAUGUUGUUUCACAUAAAUGCCCAAUACAUAGUUGACAAUUGAUGCUAAUUUAAGUUUUGAAUGUGUGGAUUUAAGUUAUGCCUUUUCAUCUUUU
Glycine soja is the source of this 1646-nucleotide messenger RNA. RefSeq names its product FBD-associated F-box protein At4g10400-like. The transcript has 4 exons. The coding region runs from base 120 to 1289 and encodes 389 amino acids. The record is from RefSeq and is a predicted model, not a curated record. Gene Ontology annotation, molecular function: protein binding. NCBI's taxonomy places the organism in Eukaryota, Viridiplantae, Streptophyta, Magnoliopsida, Fabales, Fabaceae.